AUGAGUUAUUCCAAUAAGGAGAAUAUAGAUGAUACUCAGAUAUUGAUGGAUCAGGAGGAAGUGCUUGAAUUUGUUAAACAAUUGAAAACGAUGAACAAACAAUUUAUUAGUUAAAUCAAGCAACUGAUUCGAGAGAAAGAGAGAGUACAAAUAGUUGAUUUAGGAACUGCAAAGUCAGUUGCAAAGAAAGUAGCGAGUAGUUAUAACAGUAAGAGUUGA
Messenger RNA from Paramecium tetraurelia, 219 nucleotides. RefSeq lists its product as uncharacterized. The record is from RefSeq and is a predicted model, not a curated record. Lineage: Eukaryota; Ciliophora; Oligohymenophorea; Peniculida; Parameciidae. The transcript has a single exon.